CCCAGCGGAGUUUUACUGCGAUCUACAGCGUGUGAAACAAUAACUGUAGUCAUCAUGUUAUUCCACAUUACUCGUCCGGACUCUAUUGUUCUGGAGGUGGAGGCGGAUCCAAAAGCAAAUGGAGAAGAAAUUCUUAAUAAGGUAUGCCAUAAAAUGGGUAUCAUAGAGGUGGAUUAUUUUGGACUCCAGUUCACAGGAACAAAGGGAGAGAUCUUGUGGCUGAAUCUCAGAAACAGGAUAUCUCAACAAGUAGACAACCUGUCUCCCUGCAAACUGAAGCUGCGAGUGAAGUUCUUCGUUGAGCCCCAUCUAAUUCUGCAAGAACAAACCAGACAUUUGUUUCUGAUGCAUGUGAAAGAGGAACUUUUCAAAGGAAGCUUGCAGUUGGACAAGGAGCAGGCAAUCGAGCUCUCUGCGUUGUUGGCUCAAGCGGAGUUUGGAGAUUACAACCAUAACACACCGAAGUACUCCCAGAUCUAUGGUCAAGACCCAAGUCAUGACACCAUCAACAAGAUUUAUAUGAGGCAUAAAGAUUUGGAGGGUGUUAGUCAGACUUCGGUGGAAUAUCAAGCCCUGCAGCUGGUUUCCUCUCUCGGCAACUAUGGUGUGGAGUGGCACUCUGCCCAUGACUCUGAAGGACAGGAGCUGCUCAUUGGUGUUGGACCAGAGGGCCUGCUCGUCUGCAAAACAGAUUUCACUCCUGUUGACAGACUCAUAUAUCCAGUCAUUCAAAUGGCCACUCAGUCUGGAAAGAACGUAUAUGUCACCAUCACCAAAGACAACGGGGACAGUGUGGUACAUCUAUUUAAGUUCAUCAGCACCAAUGCUGCCAAUGGAUUAUAUCGUGCUAUUACUGAGAUCCAUGCCUUCUACAGGUGUGAUACGGUAAUGAGCACAGUGAAGAUGCAAUAUAGUCGUGACUUCAAGGGUCACCUGGCUUCCCUCUUCCUCAACGAAAGCAUUGAUCUCGGUAAAAGGUACAUCUUCGAUAUCCAGCGCACAUCCAAGGAAGUGUACGACCGUGCCCGGCGUGCCCUGUUCAAUGCAGGCAUGGCUGUCACAGGAUGUGGGGGCCCGAGAGAUGUGUGCGGACCCUGUCCCUCACCGCGGGCUGAGAGAGAAGAGACGACAUGUGUCAGCUGCAGAGAAACGCACGUUCUGAGGGAGAAACUCCAAAGGCUACGAGAGGCCCUGACCUGCGCCAUGUGUUGCCAACAAGAGAUCAAUGCUGCGUUCUGUCCUUGUGGACAUAUGUUCUGCUGCUACAACUGUGCCGGCCAACUCCAGUAUUGCCCAGUGUGUCGCUCAGAAGUGGACCGUGUUCAGCACAUCUAUUUACCCACCUGUGCCAGUCUGCUUACCCUGGCAGAGGUCAAAACAGCCUACAGUCCGCCCAGAGGGACUGCCACCUCAGAGGAUUAGCUGUGAAGAAAAGACCUGCCAAAAUGUAAAACAAAUAACUGCACAUUGCACAUGGACAAGAACACUUGGCCACAGACUAUUUUGAAAAUAUAGAAGAAAUGAUAUGAUUACAUUUUCGAUAUAGUCAGUUUAACUGUAUUGAGUGAGGCUGACUGUCGGUACCUCAGGAAUUAUGACCACACAAAGACAUUUUUUCAGGUUUGGAACAACCUUAGAGUGAGUAAAUGAUAACAGAUUUUCAUUUUUGGGUGAACUAUCCCUUUAAUCUCACUGUCAUUUUCAGUGUGGAGACAGACAUACUGUUGAAUGCAUAAAGACUUAUUUUGUUAGAUAUAAGGUAGAAUAUAGCACUGUUGUGUACAAAUGUAACUACUGUCAUUUUACUGUGAACCAAAAAAUAGCAUACGUAUAGCUAUAUAUUUGAUAUGCUUUUCCUUAAAUCAAUGAUUUAUUCCUAUUUAUUUUAAGAUUUUAGCAAGCGUUUAAAAGUUGACUUUGUUGCAAAUUCAAAAUGCAAAGUAACUACACAUGUAUAGUUAACACUCCACAUAUCUUUCAGCACAAAGGGAUUUUUCAGGUGUAUAUAUGGGAUAUGUUAUAUACUAUGAACGUUUACAGUUUUGUUUUAAAAAACAUCAAAAAUACAUUUCAGUUCUAUUAACCCUGCUGCAGUAUUCAAAAACAUCCUUUUUGCUAUAAAAUAAAAGGCUUUUUAAAACCA
Messenger RNA from Triplophysa dalaica, 2143 nucleotides. It is a transcript of the gene mylipb, whose product is annotated as myosin regulatory light chain interacting protein b. Gene Ontology annotation, biological process: ubiquitin-dependent protein catabolic process. Bases 55 to 1422 code for a protein of 455 amino acids. The record is from RefSeq and is a predicted model, not a curated record. NCBI's taxonomy places the organism in Eukaryota, Metazoa, Chordata, Actinopteri, Cypriniformes, Nemacheilidae. The transcript is spliced from 7 exons. Gene Ontology annotation, cellular component: cytoskeleton. Gene Ontology annotation, molecular function: ubiquitin-protein transferase activity.